AUGGUUGCAAAACACCGUGAUAUCCUGCUUGCUUGUGUGGGUGGCUUCUUCGCAUGGGGACUUAUAACGAGCUGGUAUCCGCUGAUACGCUUUAUUGGAUACUCGUUUAUCCUAGGGGCUACUGCCACUUUGGCCUCUCUCAUCGUCAUUCUCAUCACCAGCGUUAAGCGUCCGGAUUACGGUUCUGCCCUUUCGAAGCUAUGCGGCCAACCUGUGGCCUUCCUGUCUUCUGAUAACUGGAAGCGGGAUUUAGAGGGCUAUAGAGAAAACACCAGUUACCAGCCUGCGCCCCUCUAUCCUCAAUCGUUUAUCGUUUCUGCGGCGCUGGACGAGCUGCUACAUUUAGUCAAGAGGGACUUUAUUGAGUCGUGGUACACGCAUAUUGGGAGCAACCCGAGCUUUGCUGACGAGAUCGAUUCCAUUGUUCGAACGGCGGUGGAACGGAUAAAGGACUGGCUGUCGAAGGAGGACUUCGUGGAGAUAGUCGUCUCGAGGAUCGUUCCUAUCCUUACAAGCCAUUUGAAAGAUGUCGACCUAGCUGAACGAGCCGUGAGGGGCAGAAAUUUGAAUCAUGGUGUGACGGAAUCCGAGGAGCUGGAGAUAGCUAUUGCUGCUAGAUUUCGAGAAGGCAAUAUCCAUCCAGCGGCUGCGAGAUCUUCGCCUGACGUGGCGCAGGUUCAACAGGAACACUUGCGCAAGAUCGUAGUGUCUCUUUUGCCCACGAUUCUUCCUGAGAGCCAAGCAAACAGCAGGGCAGUAUUGGUUAUCACUCGAGAAAUAAUAGCAUGCGCCAUCUUAUUUCCUUUGAUCAGCGUCCUUGCGGAUCCGGAUACGUGGAACCAACUGAUGGAAGCCUAUGGUCGAACGGCUCUUCAGGACCGCAAAACUGUCAGGAGGUUGCGUGAGGCGUUAGACCAGCAUGCCCUGCCUCUAGCAAAGUCCAAACAAGCAUACGCGUUCCCAAAACUGGGUCCAAAUGACUCUGAGAGAGAAUUUGAGCGCUUCAUGAGGGGCAUUCGACGUUGUAAUAAUUUAUCUGAUGCGAGGAGAUUUAGGAACAAUGUUGCAAGCCAGCUCAAGCGUGAAACGAUGUUUGACGGACAUGACCCAAUCUUAUAUCCGGCGCUUGAGACAGCCAGAGAGCCUUGGACCAGAAAGUUACUAACUUAUCACUCCAAUGGUGCUGCAAUGCUCAAUCACUUUGCUGAUCAGUCAUAUCAAGCCCCUUCGAGACCGCAGGACAUCUCCUUAGUCGAUGUUUUACAUAAUGCAGCUGGUCUGUCUUAUUUCAUGGAAUACAUGGACCGCCUGGGCCUCAUGUCGUUGGUCCAAUUUUGGCUGGUGGUAGAUGGAUUCAGGAACCCACUAGAGAACGAUAUGGGAGAUGAUAUGUCGUCUGCACCUCCAAAUUGGACCAUGGCAGACAGAAAUGACAUGAUUUUGAUAAGCGAGAACCACUUGUCAAAACCGGAGCUGAAAGUUGACGAAGAAUCUCGAAAGAUUGUUAAAGGCUUCAUCUCAGCUGGUAAGCGGGCGACACCAGAGCAAUAUUGGAAGGCAAGGAAAGCCGUUCUGGCUGCCCAGGCUACAGUCCUUGAGGACAUGAAGUGCAAGUAUUAUCCUGCCUUCAAGAAGUCUGACCUCUACUAUAAGUAUCUGGCGUCAGACGAAGCAGCCGCAGCAACCAGCAUUGCAACCCCUUCUAAGCAGUUAAAUAAGCCGCCUCUUAGCCGAUCUCACACCUCAGGGAAUUACCAGCCAUCCCGAGUGUCUUCACCCAUACUUCGAACGGACUCUCAAUCUAGCAUGAAACAGGAUUCGCGCCGGAAACAUUCCCUAUUCAGCUCUGAUGCAUUUGAUACUGGGCGAUCUACAGACUCUGAUCACCCACCCCUUUUUAGUGAUGAUGUUGAACCCGAAAACCUAGAAUCCUCCACUUACAGCCUUGGUAAAGAUUCUCAAAUUGGAGAGGCAGAUGUACAAGAAAAAAGAGUACUGGAAACCAUGGAGGCUGCUCUCAAUGAUAUUAUCUCGGACACACCAAAUGACUUCAAGGAUGAUGUCCUGAGAAGUAGCCUGCCAUCACCGUCGCCCAGAACCUCAGUCGACAUGGGCCGUAUGGAUGGGCAGCUAGCCGAGAAAGGGAAGCCCAGCAUAUCGUCGCUGGGUCUAGUUAAUACAUCUUCACGCAUUGGAGUUUUUACAGACGAUGACUUAUUUCCAGAUCAAGAAAAAUUUAUUGAAGAUGAAUAUGCUGAUCCAGACGUGCCUGAACACGAUAUACCCAUAGAGGAAGAAAUACAUGAGGCGGCGCCUGGAGACCUGGGCCUUACGGAAGCAAUAUCUGGUCUGACAGCGGACAUAGAGAAGCUUGUUUCGCAGGAGUCCGUGAUCGACUCCCUUACUAGGAAAGCUGAAUUAACGAAUAACGUGGCUGAACUGCGUAUUCUUGGAAAAUCGAAAUCUAGUUUACGAAGAGAGAUUAGGCGUAAGGAAAUGCAGAGGCAGCAGUACAUUGUGCAGGAGAGUGAUAACAGCCUGUACGGGCGAUCGACAGUUCAAAUACCAUCAAUUCUUCUUGAAAAAGAGCCAGAUGGCCGCGAGUAUGCCUUAUAUGUGAUUGAAGUGAAGCGGCAGGCGGGUGAACAGAUGCCAGUGGCCUCAUGGGCUGUCCCCCGAAGAUACAGCGAGUUCCACGAGCUACAUCAACGGCUUCGAGCAAGAUAUCCUUCUGUGAGGAAUCUUGAGUUUCCGCGGCGCCGUAUGGUUAUGAAACUGCACAAAGAUGUCCUCCAUAAGCGCCGUGUUGCACUGGAAGCAUACCUAAAGCAGAUCCUUCUUCUACCUGAUGUGUGUGGCAGCCGCGAUCUCCGCGCGUUUUUGUCUCAGCGCGCAAUUGCACCCACCCGAGAAGAGACUGGGGAAGGGGAAAGUAGGGAUAUAGUCACUCGGCUUUAUAACUCGGUGGCGGAUGGUAUGGAUGAUUUCCUUGGAAACAUAGCCGUGCUCGACCAGCUCUCAACUGCUGGCCAGAACCUCAUAUCUGCUGCAACAAACCAGCUGAGCACUUCACAGGCUGCAGGGCUGGGCCUUGACGAGACUGCCACAUCAGCGGAGGCGGAGGCAGAGCUAAAUGCCUUUGAAGACCGCGAGCUAGAGCCUUUUAUCAAGCCAAUCUGCGAUAUCUUCCUAGAGAUUUUCGAGCUGACCAGAGGUAACAAUUGGCUUCGCGGAAGGGCAGCAGUUGUUGUGUUGCACCAGCUACUUGGAGGGACAAUUGAGCGUAAAGUACGAGAGAACGUCAGGUCCCUGCUACAAGAUUCGUCGUUACUGCAUUAUAUCGGGCUUAUAAAGGAUACUAUGUGGCCGGACGGAAAGCUUCGCGAGGCUAAGGUUCGAACAAGCUCAGAGAAGAUGAAGAGCCGGACGGAAGCGGGUGUGAUGCUAGCUACCUUAAUACCGGAAAUGGCAGCGGGCGUUGUUGGACGUGCAAACGCCCAGGCAGCUGCAAGACGGAUCUUCUCUACGCUGAACAACCCGCGGCUUAAUUUGCAUCUAGUGUACACCAUCCUUGACGAGAUUCUCCUCAUCCUAAAUGGGAGAUGA
Molecule: messenger RNA, 3606 nt
Organism: Nannizzia gypsea CBS 118893
Lineage: Eukaryota; Fungi; Ascomycota; Eurotiomycetes; Onygenales; Arthrodermataceae
Exons: 2
Coding region: 1-3606 (1201 amino acids)
Cellular component (GO): intracellular membrane-bounded organelle
Molecular function (GO): phosphatidylinositol binding
Source: RefSeq, a predicted model, not a curated record